GGCAUGUAAACAAAUCUUUCAAUUCUUCGCUAGUUGAUUAAAAAAGGCACCAUUCAUAUUGUUUUCCUGAAUUUUUCUCACGUAAUUGUUAAAAACUCUGUCAGUCUUGUAGUGAAAUUAUGUCUCGUACAGAGCGCAUUAAACGAAUGGAGUUGCUCUCUGAUUUGGGCAUAAGAAUGGAUGGGAGACGUCCUAAUGAAGUGCGGAAGAUCGCAUGUAAAAUGGGUGUAUCUGAUGGAGCAGAUGGAUCUGCUUACUUUGUUCAAGGGAAUUCUCAAGUUUUGGUCACAGUUUACGGGCCACAUGAAGUAACUGGAAGAAGUCGGCCAUUGAGUGACAAAGCUGUAAUAAACUGCCAGUAUCGAAUAGCUCCUUUCAGUGGCAGAGCUAGAAAAGCCAUUUCCCAUUCAGAUCGAAAAUUGCAGGAGCAGACUGUUAUCUUGAGACAAGCAUUUGAAGCUGCAAUCCUUACUAAUCUCUUUCCUAAAUCUCAAAUUGAUAUUUCUUUCUUGGUUCUUUAUCAAGAUGGAGGCAUUUGCAGCACAUGUAUAAAUGCUGGCACUUUAGCUUUAAUAAACGCAGCUAUACCUAUGAAAGAUUAUUUAUGUGCAUGUUCGGUUGGAUUUGUGAAAGAAACUCCAUUGAUGGAUGCAACUCAUUUUGAAAGUUUAUUUGGAAGAACUGAAUUAAAUUUAGCUAUACUCAGUAAAUCAGAAGAAAUCGUCUGUGAUGAAAUCACUGCUCGGUUACAUAAGGACCACAUGAAAAAAAUUCGUCGGCUCGCUAUUAAAGGUUGCAAAGAUAUGCAUGCUGUGUUAGAUUCUGCUGUGCGAAAGCACGUUGCACAAACACGACACUCGUGAAAAGAUC
Messenger RNA from Uloborus diversus, 870 nucleotides. Its product is annotated as exosome complex component RRP41-like. The coding region runs from base 120 to 863 and encodes 247 amino acids. The transcript is spliced from 3 exons. The record is from RefSeq and is a predicted model, not a curated record. Gene Ontology annotation, biological process: nuclear mRNA surveillance; poly(A)-dependent snoRNA 3'-end processing; rRNA catabolic process. Gene Ontology annotation, cellular component: nucleolus; nuclear exosome (RNase complex); cytoplasmic exosome (RNase complex). NCBI's taxonomy places the organism in Eukaryota, Metazoa, Arthropoda, Arachnida, Araneae, Uloboridae.